This is a messenger RNA of Ilex paraguariensis (yerba mate), 1233 nucleotides long. Lineage: Eukaryota; Viridiplantae; Streptophyta; Magnoliopsida; Aquifoliales; Aquifoliaceae. The record is from the annotation of a GenBank genome assembly.
GAAUGUUUUAUAAGUGAUGAUCACAUUUCAUGCAAAUUGUGGAUUGAGUGUGGCUAUUAUCGGUUUGUGAAGCUUUGAAGAUGAUGUCAGAUAGACGGUGCAUUGAGAAAAGUGCUCCUAUCAGAAAUGAGAAUUUCUCAAGAGACAUUGAGAAUGUUCCUGAAACCGGUUGUCUCUCCAUCAUCGUGCUUGGUGCUUCUGGUGAUCUCGCCAAGAAAAAGACUUUCCCAGCGCUCUUCAACCUUUAUCGCCAGGGAUUCUUGCAACCAAAUGAAGUCCACAUUUUUGGCUAUGCAAGGACUAAGAUUUCAGAUGAGGAGUUGAGAUGGUGCAUUUGUGGUUAUCUUGCCCCAGGCAGGGGUGCUUCCGCAGAGCAUUCGGAAGGUGUAUUGGAGUUUCUGCAAUUGAUAAAAUAUGUAUGUGGCUCUUAUGAUACUGAGGAGGGUUUUCGUUCAUUGGAAAAGAUUAUAUCUGAGCAUGAAGUAGCAAAAAACAGUGCAGAAGGAUCAUCUCGAAGACUAUUUUACUUGGCACUUCCUCCCUCCGUAUAUCCUUCUGUCUGCAAAAUGAUCAAGGAUUGUUGCACGAACAAAUCUGAUCUUGGUGGAUGGACUCGGAUUGUUGUUGAGAAGCCUUUUGGCAAGGAUCUAGCUUCGGCUGAGGAGCUUAGUUCCCAGAUUGGAGAGUUGUUUGAUGAAGCGCAAAUUUACCGCAUUGAUCAUUAUUUGGGAAAGGAAUUGGUGCAGAAUUUGUUGGUACUUCGUUUUGCUAAUCGCUUCUUUUUGCCGCUUUGGAAUCGUGACAACAUUGAUAAUGUACAGAUUGUGUUUAGAGAGGAUUUCGGAACAGAAGGUCGUGGUGGCUAUUUUGAUGAAUAUGGGAUCAUCCGUGAUAUUAUUCAGAACCAUCUGUUGCAGGUUCUUUGCCUGGUUGCCAUGGAGAAGCCUGUUUCUCUCAAGUCCGAGCACAUCCGAGAUGAGAAAGUGAAGGUUCUUCAAUCCGUUGUGCCAAUUAAAGAUGAAGAGGUUGUUCUUGGACAAUAUGAAGGCUAUACAGAUGACUCCACUGUUCCUGACAACUCGAAUACUCCCACUCUUGCUACUAUGAUUCUGCGUAUACAUAACGAAAGAUGGGAAGGUGUUCCCUUCAUACUCAAGGCAGGGAAAGCAUUAAAUUCAAGAAAGGCAGAAAUACGUGUUCAAUUUAAGGAUGUUCCUGGUGAUAUAUUCAGAU